This is a messenger RNA of Magallana angulata, 2760 nucleotides long. RefSeq lists its product as uncharacterized. Bases 61 to 1056 code for a protein of 331 amino acids. The transcript has 5 exons. Lineage: Eukaryota; Metazoa; Mollusca; Bivalvia; Ostreida; Ostreidae. The record is from RefSeq and is a predicted model, not a curated record.
CCCGGUGUUAUUCUGGCAUUUAGAGGGAGAAUCUACUUUCAUUUUAGAAUAUCUAAAAAAAUGAUUAUUACGAUAUUUUCAAAGUGCGCCUUUCUUCUCCUAACAGGUUGUGGGAUUUACUUAACGAGUGGAAAAGAGUUGAUAUGCUGGAAUGGCCAUGAUACCGCUAUGUCAGUCGAGUCUUGCCCAGCCAUUUCCUCAGCACCCACAGGACAGACACUCAUGGGACAGACAGCUGGAGAGAGUUCAUCAAAUGAGACAAAGACUUUCUGCUAUUAUCUGAUGUACCAGACUGUCAACAGUACUAGUUCUACCUUGUCGUUUGAGAAGAACCCUAUUUCUGCUCGCCUGAGUCACAUCAACGCCUCCUGUGAUGUUCAGGGACUCUGUAACAGUAGCAUUGUCCAGAAACCAGUACAGAUGACAGUGAAUAACGUAGAAGUGACUCUCUUCUGUUGUGAUGAAGAUAAAUGUAAUAAGCCAAAAAAUUUUGUCAUGUGGCCUGUCUGUAACAAUAUGGAGGGAAAUGAGACAGUGGCCAAAGGUUAUAAGGAGACUUGCCCAAGGCCAGGGGAUUUGUGCCUCAGCCACACAAGGUACCAGGAGGGGAGGCUUGUGUCCCAGGAUCUCCAUUGUUCAGAAGUGUGUGUGAAUGGAAGUCAGGAGAUAACUCCCAUUCCAGUUUGUAAAAAUAUAUCUUUGGAAAAAGGGGGAGUGUUGGAAACUUGCUGUUGUCGUGGUGAUUUAUGUAUACCUGUCCCAGCUAAUAUAACGGUCAUUCACCUCAAAGACAACAAUGACACGUACAUCAAUAACACAGACAUGACCGUCACUUGGCACCACCGAAUCACAACGAACCCUGCCCCCACAGACUGGCUGUUUGUGGGAGGACUAAUCGCAGCAGGAGUGCUUGUUCUUGUUGUCAUAGGGACGGUUGUCACAGUGUGGCAGGUCAAGAAGAGGAGAGAGGCAGAAGCGCGAAGUCGGAUGAUGUUUUCUUACACGCCCAUAUCAUCUUCAGAAGUAGAAAACGGGGACCUUCAUAUGCUCCUGUAAAGAGCCGUUAGUAUUACGUGAUAUGUUGUGGACAUCUUUGUUGUGGUGAAUCUCAUAAUUUACUUAAAAGAAUUCAGAUCUAAUGUGUACAUCAUACACAGUCAAUGAGGAUCGAAGGUCAAAAGUUUUGGUAAAAAAAAAGGAGCUCUGUAGCCCCAGCUUGGUAAAAAGUCUUGCCUUUUAAGUAUAAUAGAAAGUCAUUUAGGGUAUCAGUCAAAAAAUGAAAAUGCAUUUUUUCUGCUUCCUCUGUAUAUUUUUUAGUUUAGAAGACAUUUUGAAUUGAACAGGGUUUGUUAUUAUGGGGAACAUGUUUGCCUCUACCAAAAUCAUGAACUUUAUAUUACCCCCAAAGACAGGACUGGUUUUAGUGUAAGGGUGCUGGGGUCUUUUCAAUCUUUUUAUAAAAAUUAUGGAUCACCAACCCUUGAUCAAUUACUGUUCUUUGGCCAAGAUUGGGAAAUUCUUUAUUCAAUAAAAUAAUGACUUACAGUUGUACAUUUUUUUUUCUUACUGUAGUGCAUAGGUUUCUUGCUCUUUAAUUGUUGCAUUUAGCAGUGAAUAUUAAAGAAUUACCAAAGAAAUAAUGCCAUAUUAUUUCAUGUUAGUUUUUAUGUGUUGUGAAUUCAUGCAAAAACACAAGUUUAAGUUUACAAUAAUACCAUUUCACCCAUUGUUUUACAGUACUAAUGUUUUGUUAAACGCAUUAAUGAUUCUUUUGAAAAAUUGUGAUUUAUCAAUUUGCAUAAUAUUGUUGUAAAUACAAAACAAUGGCUUUUGUACUUUGCAUUUUUUUUAUUCAUGUUUAAAAUGUCAUUUGUUUAAUUAAAAACCUGUAUGUUGUUUUUGAGUUUGAGUUUAUUAUGAAUCUCAUUUAAUGUGGUAUGAGACACCUUAAUAUGUCAAUUUGGAUGAUGCAAUAUAUGACUAUAAAAGGAUAUAUCAAUUUCUCAUAAAUGUAAUCUUUAAAAGGUUGAAAAUGUUAUCGCUCAGUACGUUAUUACUAAGAACUUCAAUUAGUGAUGCUGUAAUUGAACCCAUUGUUACACUGGGCUUUUGAUUACAUCUGAAAGAAAAAUAUCAGUACAGUUAUUUACCAUACAGUUGAACUUCGAUAUCUUGAACACUGAUAUCUCAAAUACAAUGGAUAUAUGGAUGUAAUUUGUAAGUCCCAACCACUAAUUUUUUAAGUAUUUUAUCCUCGAUAUCUCGAAUACUCGGAUAUCUCGAAGUUUUUAAACAGUCCCAUCUAGUUUGAGAUAACAAAGUUCAACUGUAUUUUUUAUUUCAGAAUAAAGAAAUUAUGUUACAAUAUGGAGGUGUCUCAUACCCCAUUAAAAAAGAUGUCUCACAUUUAUCAAAAUGUGUUUAUAUGUUCAUAUUGUGACUGUUUUGAAUGUUAUUGAUGCGAGUAUGAAGUUCUUCAGACACAUUCUGUAACGGGUGUUGCAAUAGUAUGGAACAGAAAAUAGUGUCUGUUUUUAAUCUUUAUUUUCCAAAGGAAAUUCUAUAGAAUUACUGACGAACCGACAGUUUCCUUUAAAUUUGUUUUCAUUACAUUUUCUUAACCAUGUUUUAGCAACACCCGUAUUUUAAACCGGUUCCAGUUUUUGUGUUUCUUUAGUUGUCAGUUGUGAAUAGCUACAGAAAUGUUAUGAAUGUCUUUAAAUUUAUUAUUGAGUUUACUUUCAAUAAAGACUAAAAACU